CGACGUAGAUGGCGCUGUAGUACCGACGCGAGUCGACCCCAAGCUAGCUUGCUCUGGGAACAUUUGCUUCGAGCUCCAUACAUUUUCUUCUGGUUCUCUACGUCUAUAGUUUGGUUGUGCACCAGUUCAAAAAUAAUUUCAAAAUUUUUGCCAUCAGGAAAAAAGUUAAAAUGACGGACAAGCCUAAGCGUCCCAUGUCAGCUUAUAUGCUAUGGCUGAACAGUGCCAGAGAACAGAUCAAGUCGGAGAACCCCGGCAUGAAAGUCACCGACAUUGCUAAAAAGGGAGGAGAGAUUUGGAAGUCGAUGAAAGACAAGACUGAGUGGGAAGAGAAAGCCGCUAAGGCCAAGGAGCAGUACGCAAAAGACCUCGAGUCAUACAACGCCAACGGCGGUGGUGGCGAGGGCGGCGGCAAGAAGGCACAAAAGCGAGGAAAGAAGGGCAAGAAGGCAGCACCCGCUAAAUCCAAGAAAAAGAAGGAAGAGUCGGAAGAUGACGAGGGUGAGGAGGAGGAAGAGGAAAGCGAAUGAUCUCCCAACAUAUACGACAUUACUGUUCAUAUUGAAUAAUUUACUUGGACUUAAUUUAUUACAAAGUAAAAUGGGACUGACUUUCCAAAGUCUGUAUGACAUUUCACAUUUUUUUAAUAAUUUUUUACUGAGUUGAAUUUUACUAAUUUUUGGCUCAUGUUUCUGAUGCAUUAUAACAAUAAUUUUGGUCUACACAUGAAAUUUGUUGAUGUUUCAGUGUAUUGUUUAUCUACUACUUAUGUUUUGUAGUAUUAAUAGUAAUGAUAGAUGUAUGUAAGAGAAUUGCAGAGUUUGGAAAGUUCUGCCGCUGGCUAGGGUCUAGGUUUCUAAGCCUCAAAAAAAAAAUAAUGUUUAAGUGUUAGCAUGUAUACACCGGGGAAUUGUACAGUUAGCCCUCCCUCGUUAAGUUCGCUGUGACUACUGGAUGCUCACUUGUAAGAUGUGACUGGUUUCAUCAAAACUAGUAUGUCUGCAAUAUUACCUGAUUUGCUGUAUAACAUACAUAUUUAUGUUGAAGCUGUGCUUUGAUUUAAUAUACCAUAAUUUUAAUUUACUGUAUAUUAAUAAGUUGUGUGCAUUAAUUUUGGACAUAGAAGUUUUGGUCAAACUAUACCAACAUGUAAAAUUAGAGACUAUUUCAUGAACGUAUGUGGCGGCUUAUUGUUAAUUAAACCUACCUCUUCUCAUUGUAAAUUUCAAUGCUGAUAAUGGUACCAAACUCUAAGCUAAGAUCCCACUUAGGAAAUUGAUGUGUAUGUUGUAUUUUUAGUUAGUUAAUAGGUAGGUUUUCGAUGUGAUUUGUCUCUCAAAUUUUACAUUUGUGUUAUUUUGUAAAUGAGAAUUAGCAUUCCUCAUGUCAAUACGGAUUUUACAUGUUCAAUAAAGUAAUUUCAUAUAAAAUAUUCUAUUUUUCAA
This is a messenger RNA of Helicoverpa armigera (cotton bollworm), 1445 nucleotides long. Its product is annotated as high mobility group protein D. The record is from RefSeq and is a predicted model, not a curated record. The coding region runs from base 171 to 530 and encodes 119 amino acids. Gene Ontology annotation, biological process: regulation of transcription by RNA polymerase II. Lineage: Eukaryota; Metazoa; Arthropoda; Insecta; Lepidoptera; Noctuidae. The transcript has 4 exons. Gene Ontology annotation, molecular function: DNA binding, bending; transcription cis-regulatory region binding.